Molecule: messenger RNA, 3200 nt
Organism: Passer montanus (Eurasian tree sparrow)
Lineage: Eukaryota; Metazoa; Chordata; Aves; Passeriformes; Passeridae
Gene: KCTD9
Product: potassium channel tetramerization domain containing 9
Exons: 12
Coding region: 80-1249 (389 amino acids)
Biological process (GO): intracellular signal transduction; protein homooligomerization
Molecular function (GO): protein binding
Source: RefSeq, a predicted model, not a curated record
CAGCGCGGCGCUGAUUGGCAGUGAGGCCUGCCCGUCAGCGGCCGCCCCUUCCGGGUGUCGGCGCGGCGGCGGGCGCAGCAUGAGGCGGGUGACGCUGUUCGUCAACGGCAGCGCCCGCAACGGGAAGGUCGUGGCUGUGUAUGGGACUCUCUCGGAUUUGCUCUCUGUGGCCAGCAACAAGCUUGGGAUAAAAGCCACCAGCGUGUACAACGGCAAAGGGGGGCUCAUUGAUGAUAUUGCUUUGAUUAGGGAUGAUGAUGUUUUGUUUGUCUGCGAAGGGGAGCCCUUCAUUGAUCCUCAGACUGAUGGGAGAGCUCAGGAGGAGCUGACAGGGUCCCACACAGACUGGCUGACUCUCAAUGUGGGAGGCAGAUAUUUCACCACCACCCGGAGCACUUUGGUUAACAAAGAACCUGACAGUAUGUUGGCACACAUGUUCAAAGACAAAGAUGCUUGGGGGAAUAAGCAAGAUCCUAGAGGAGCUUUCCUCAUUGACCGCAGUCCCGAGUAUUUUGAGCCCAUUUUGAACUAUUUGCGUCACGGACAGCUCAUUGUAAAUGAUGGCAUUAAUUUGCUAGGGGUUCUGGAAGAAGCCAGGUUUUUUGGGAUCGACUCCCUCAUUGAACACCUGGAAGUUGCUAUUAAGAACUCCCAGCCGGCUGAGGAUCACUCUCCCAUCUCUCGGAAGGAGUUCGUGCGCUUCCUGCUGGCCACGCCCACCAAGUCCGAGCUGCGCUGCCAGGGUCUGAAUUUCAGUGGAGCUGACCUUUCCCGCCUGGAUCUUCGCUACAUCAACUUCAAGAUGGCCAAUCUGAGCCGCUGCAACCUGGCCCAUGCCAACCUGUGCUGUGCCAACCUGGAGAGAGCUGACCUCUCUGGAUCCGUGCUGGAUUGUGCAAACCUGCAGGGGGUGAAGAUGUUGUGUUCCAACGCAGAGGGAGCAUCCCUGAAAGGCUGCAACUUUGAAGAUCCAUCAGGCCUUAAAGCUAAUUUGGAAGGGGCCAACCUGAAGGGUGUGGACAUGGAGGGCAGUCAGAUGACCGGGAUUAACCUCCGGGUGGCCACGCUGAAAAACGCCAAACUCAAGAACUGCAACCUGCGAGGAGCCACGCUGGCAGGCACUGACCUGGAGAAUUGUGAUCUGUCAGGUUGUGACCUACAAGAAGCAAAUUUGAGGGGAUCUAACGUGAAAGGAGCCAUCUUUGAGGAGAUGCUGACACCCCUGCACAUGUCCCAGAGUGUCAGAUAGGGGCCAGGACACGCUGAAGAGGAAGGAAUCCAAACAUUCAUCGUGACUUGCUUCACUCCUCCCCUUCCUGAGUUAAAGUCAUGGUUGUUAGCCACCUUACAUUUGCAGUAGUGCCUAGGUAAACUCUUUUUGAUCACUUUUGGGGAGGGAAUUUUUGUUUUCAGAGGUACCAGCAGAGUUUGUACCUCUGUGAGCAGAGUGAGGAAGUGAGCUGGUGCUGGAAUCAGAGAAUGUGGCUGGUUUGGGGGGGAAAGGUUCAAUGGUUUCAUUGUUUAGCAUUGCCUCACUUUGGAAUGCAUUUUAAUAUAUAAAGCACAAUAUAUGCAAUUCUAUUUAUUAAAUCUGUAGCUGCAAUAUGAAUAGAAAAUGUUACUCCUGUACAGUAGCAACCAAGUUGAGGUUUACAGGUGUAUUUGCAGUCUGGAUCCAUGCCAGGGGUGGCUCAGUGUCCCAGGGGCUGCUCAGGUCUCUGCUGGGGUGGAAGCUGAUGGGAACAUCCCUGCUCAGAAAUUGGAUAUCUUUAAUUAAUCCUCUCCAAAUGAGUGUGGAGGUGCACUGUCAGUCACAGCUGGUGACAAAAAUCCUGCUUUCACAUGUCCUGACCACUGCAGGCUGGAGUUCCUGCAGUGUUCUCACCCUUGGUGGUGAAUUCAAUGCAGAGAGGAAAGUACAGAGCUGGCACCAAAGCAGAGAGGCAGAGGGGCCCCAGCUCGUGCUCUGCCCUCCCCUCAUGACCUCAGCAGGUGAAUCUUCCCCUGUUUCCCCUCCAUGUACUAUGCAAAGACUCCCUGAAGGCUCCCUGGGCAUCGUCCUUUUCCCAGCUGGGUCUUCCUCUUCUGUUUGGCUGCUUCAGGUGGCUGUAAAGCAUCCUGGGCCAGGUGCCCUCCGUGCCCUCCCACACCUGCAGUGCCUGUGCAGGGACAGCUGGAGCUGCUUGUGUGGGGAGCUGUGCAGGGCAGAGGCCUCAGCAGCCCUGAUGUGGGUGAGGAGCUGCUUCCCUGUAGGAUCCACAGAGUUCUCAGCUCACACCACCUUUAUUUUACACACAAUCAAAAAGCACAUGAAGAAACUAUACCAAAAAAAAGAAAGAAGGUGCAUCAAGAACUUACCUCAGAUGCUUAAACCACCCCAAAGUUAAAACUAACCUUGAAUUUAAGGAAAUCAAGCUGUUACUGUAGAAAUACAAAGGAGGAAUAAGAACCAGUGGAUCCCAGCUGAGGCCCACGGGAGCUGGAGUUCCACAGUUCUUCAGGGGGUUGUCUCUCCCUUGCAGUGCAAUUUCUGUCGUCUUGUCUCAGUUGUUGUUACAAAAAUGCUGCUUUGCCACCAGUCUGGGAGGAUCAGAGAUGGUUGAGGGUCAGCAAAGGAUGUGUUUGGGGGGAACUGCAGGAUUCUCCCUCCUUUCCAAGUUCCUUUGACUCAGGCAAGUCACUGAGUGACUGAGUGAACUUUCAAGGCUCAAAAUCCCAGAGCCACGAGGUUCAGAAUUGGGAUUAUUUCCUGCAGAUCCCUCUGGAUCAAGCUCUAGGACAACACUAUAUCCUUGGAGAAAUGAUCUGUAGAUUCCAGGGAACUAUUACAGUGGGAUUUUGGAGUCCUUUCUCACACCUCAUAGCUUUCAGUGGGAAUGUUGUGUCUGUUGCAGUAGAAGAUUCCUAGGGCUAGAGAAACAAAUGAAUUAUUUUUCUUUAUCAUAUUUUGUAGCUGGCAGAAGUAAACUAUUGUAUGGAAAAAUAUAUAUAUAUAUAUCUAUAUUUUCAUAAUCACUGUGUAUAAAAUCUCUGAACUUUCACUGAAGCACUAUGGAAUAAUCACAGCAUGUGGCACCAUCAUUCACAGCUGGAUUUUAGGUACCUCUUUUGCCAGGACAGAGCUGUGUAAAGAGCCCUGUGCAGAAUUUGCAGGUUCCAGCUAAUUUAAGUUGCAUUAAUAAAAAGUGUGAAAGAAAAAA